This is a messenger RNA of Aspergillus wentii DTO 134E9, 2991 nucleotides long. RefSeq names its product putative capsular associated protein. The transcript has 7 exons. NCBI's taxonomy places the organism in Eukaryota, Fungi, Ascomycota, Eurotiomycetes, Eurotiales, Aspergillaceae. The record is from RefSeq and is a predicted model, not a curated record. The coding region runs from base 1 to 2991 and encodes 996 amino acids.
AUGGGUCGAUUCUCCGCUGAGACGGGGCUCAGGGCCUCUGUGGGGGUAUUUCUUCUAUCCUGUAUCUUUCUCUCAACCUCCUACAAUACUACAUUCGCUUUUGAUCGCCCAGUUACUUCGGCUGUAUUUGCAUGCUUUCUGACAGGGUUCUCGCUGUUGAUUCUGGGCAAAUUCGUACACCGUUUCCCCAAGCCUACCUCCUCUUCAUAUAAACACUCCGCUAUACCUCUUACGGAAUUCGAUGAUCUACCCAGUCCUCGGGGGCUGUCCUCGCCAGUCAGUUAUGCCGGCGACUUCCCUCAUACACAGUAUCGGAAUCGCAGUUGGUGGAUCAAGAUUGCUUUGGUAACGGGGAUUGGCUGCAUACGAUUGAUAUUUUACCGCCAAAUAAGUCUUCGCAUUGAGUGCGCACCAGCUGGAUACACAUAUGCGAUUCCUUUUUUCGUAUCACUAUAUGAUUAUUGGUGCCAUCAGCGAUCUCGACCUGUUGAGAAACAUUCUGCUGAUGGCUCAUCACGAUCACGCAUGCUAGUCACGCUCUACAAACGAGUCUAUUACCAGUUUUGUCGAAGCCGUUCGAGAUACGUUAUAUCCGCCGCUCUUCUCAUGGUUGGUGGAUUGAUGGUCUCAUCGUUCUAUGAGGGAAGGCAGUCGACCUAUAUUUGCCCUAUCACAUCCGGUCUCGCUACGGGUACACGAGCUUUUCGACUUUUGAGUGUGCUUCUAGAUUCGCUCAUUUUAAUUGCGGCUGGUGAACUAUCUCGAGAAGGAACCAAGUCCCAGGAGGGGACAGGAAAGCAGACUUUGCGUUCGUGGGGUUAUGCUUUUCUCGGUGUCGCUACGGUUUGGACAGUGAUUCAACUUAUUAUCACCCGUAAAGAUGAAGGCAAUCUUUCUUUCGACGCUCGUUAUCUUCAAAGUGCUUUUGGUCAAAGUUUCCUGGUCGCAGUGCUGACAUUAUCCGCAUCGCAAAUCGUCCCUUAUUAUGGUAUCGUGGGGCUUUCCAUACUGGCAGGUUUCAUCCUCGGCUACUUCUCGUGGGCUUCAGCUUUGUUCAAUGGCCAGGAGCCAUUCCCUUUGAUAUUAUCAUCCCAUGCUUUAAUUGCCCUAACCAUCACCUUCAUCGGCGUGAUGGUAUUUCUCUAUUCGCGAACAGCCUCUGAAGAAGAACCAAAAUUCCUAUACCCAUUCAACAUUUUUAUGCGGUCGUUUUUCUUAUUUAUUUUUGGGGUUGGCUUGAUUCUGGCAUUUAGCCAGCCCAGUUUGGUCAAUACACAUCCGAUCGACCUUCUCAUUUAUGACAGCAGAAAUCAUCAUGGGGCAUGGCUUUCCCAGGCAAGCAGCAGCACUAGUCUUGCAGAGGCUGUCAUGGAAUACCGAAAAAAAUACAAUCAGCAUCCGCCACCAGGCUUUGACAAGUGGUACGAGUAUGCUACCAGCAGGUCUUCUGUUGUUAUCGACGAAUUCGAUCAGAUACACGACGAUCUUCUCCCAUUUCGCGCGCUGACACCUGAACGAUUAAGAACCCUUACACAUGAGCUAGCGACUAAUCCAUUCAACGACGUUGGUGCACUCAGUAUUCGCGAUGGGUCAGUCAGAGUUCAAGAGGGCAUCAAGCCAACACAUGCCUGGAUGGUGUCGAGUGCUGCGCAAAUAAUUGAAAAAUUUUCCCAACAUCUUCCAGAUAUGGAUCUCGUUUUCAAUUUGAAUGACGAGCCACGCGUCGCAGUCCCGUGGGAGAGGGCCUCUGCUCUGAAGGAUCAGGCAAAAGGCCAAAACCCUCCUUCUAGUGAAAGCACGGUCAACAGUUGGUCGCCGGACCGUAAGUCGGGAUGGGCUCCCAUAGAGCCCGCUGACCAGACUCCCGAGACCAUUUUUAUAGACACUUCUUGGCAUAAUAUAUUUGAUCGUUGGGUUAGCCAGAUAUGCCCGCCAUCAUCCAAGGCCCGUUCUCAACGAUUUUGGGAUCGACGUGGCCUGUGCCUCAGCUGUAUUCGCCCCCACUCAUUGGGCCAAUUCCCGCUGGAUUGGAAUGCUGCCUCUGAUAUAUGCCACCAGCCCGACCUUGCACAACUCCACGGUUUCUUCAUUUCACCAGCAUCAUUCAAGGUUGCCCAGGAUUUGACCCCUGUUUUCAGUCAAAGCAAAGUCUCUGGGUUCAGCGAUAUCCUGUUCCCCAGUCCGUGGAACUACGUCGACAAAGUGAAGUAUGAGCCUUCAGACGAAUUUCCCGACCCAAGGUACGCCGACAAGGAGAAUACACUUUUUUGGAUUGGUAGCACAUCAGAAGGUGUGAGUUUUGAUGGCGGAUGGAAAGGUAUUCCGCGUCAGCGUUUCUCUCACUUGAUCAACAACAACACUUACAACGAAGUGUCUGUUUUGCUACCGAUCAAUGAGCCGGCCUCGGAAAAGACAUAUGAGUAUCAGAUUAUGAACGGUUUUGCUCCUUCAAAAGAACUGGGCCUAAAUGCAAGUGUUCAAUUAUCAAACCCGAUUGUGCGCUGCGGCGAUUGUGAUCAGCAAGAGAAGGAAUUCGGCACUGCGCCAUGGACUGACUUCCAAAACCACUGGAAGUACCGAUAUCUGUUUGAUCUAGAUGGUGCAGGAUUCAGUGGUAGAUUCGUUCCCUUCCUGCAAAGCCACAGCCUCCCAUUCAAAACUGGCCUAUUCCGUCAGUGGUUUGACACACGAGUUACAUCCUGGCUGCAUUAUGUACCAAUUGACCUUCGUCUUCACGGGGUGUGGAGCACCCUUGCCUACUUUGCUGGGGUCGACGUGACCGUGGGUGUGUCAGAAGCUGGGGACAAGAUACCCUUGAUGGAGCCACAUGAUGUGCAGGGGACAUGGAUUGCAGAGGAGGGGCGGAAGUGGGCUGAGAAAGCACUCCGCAAGGAAGACAUGGAGAUCUAUUUCUUCCGACUUUUGCUUGAAUGGGGCCGACUGACAGAUGAUCGUCGCGAUUCUCUUGCAUUCACAAUUGAAUUGACGUAA